UUCUUAUUUUUUCCACUUUACUUAAACAAAUAAUGUGGAACCUUAACGACUCACCCGAUCAUCACGAAGAAUCCGACAGUAGAGGGAAUCCGGUCGGACACGUGUCAUACGGGACGAGUCAAUCUGUCACGUGGCUACCGUCUGUGCUUCCGGUGACCCGGAAUUUCUUUCCGGCUCGAAGCAUGGAACCGGGAGUUCGUUGCUCCGGUUUCAAUAGUGUCGGUAAGUCGGAUCCGAGCGGGUCGGGUCGACCAGAAGAGGCGGAGCCGGAGAUAUCACCGCCGAUAAAGAAGAGCCGACGUGGUCCUCGCUCACGUAGCUCUCAGUAUCGAGGAGUUACGUUUUACCGACGAACCGGAAGAUGGGAGUCACAUAUUUGGGACUGUGGGAAGCAAGUGUACUUAGGUGGAUUUGACACCGCACAUGCUGCUGCUCGAGCCUAUGAUCGAGCGGCGAUUAAAUUCAGAGGUGUAGAUGCAGAUAUUAAUUUCGACAUUGAAGACUACGUGGACGAUUUGAAACAGAUGGGCAAUUUGACCAAGGAAGAGUUUAUGCAUGUUCUUAGAAGGCAGAGCACUGGGUUUCCAAGAGGCAGUUCUAAAUACAGAGGUGUUACUUUGCACAAAUGUGGAAGAUGGGAGUCUCGUUUGGGUCAAUUUCUCAACAAAAAGUACGUUUAUUUGGGUCUCUUUGAUACCGAGAUUGAAGCUGCUAGAGCUUAUGAUAAAGCGGCAAUAAAGUGUAAUGGGAAAGACGCUGUUACCAAUUUUGACCCUAAAGUAUACGAGGAAGAGCUUAGCCCAGAGACGACGAGGAAUGGUCAUAAUCUUGAUCUAAGUCUAGGAGAAUCAAACUCGGAAGAGUUUGGACUCAAGUCUGAUAUUGCGAGCAUAAGAAAUAGGAUUAGAGAUGAGGAGAGAUUAUUAGGGAGAGAUCUAUCGUUAGCAAUGAUGACGACGACUGUCAGAUCGGAAAAGCAAUCGGACGGUGGAGGAAAUCGAGUGGGAAUGGCAGCAUCAUCAGGAUUCUCUCCUCAACCUUCCCCUUACCGUAUUCCUCACACCUUCCACUUCUCUCGUCCCUGAUUCUUCAUCAUCAUCAUCACCAUCAUUAUCUGAGCUAGUGUUAAUCAAGAUAUGCUUUAAAG
This is a messenger RNA of Arabidopsis arenosa, 1147 nucleotides long. NCBI's taxonomy places the organism in Eukaryota, Viridiplantae, Streptophyta, Magnoliopsida, Brassicales, Brassicaceae. The record is from the annotation of a GenBank genome assembly.